Molecule: messenger RNA, 1019 nt
Organism: Hypoxylon trugodes
Lineage: Eukaryota; Fungi; Ascomycota; Sordariomycetes; Xylariales; Hypoxylaceae
Exons: 3
Coding region: 186-737 (183 amino acids)
Source: RefSeq, a predicted model, not a curated record
GCUACUUGUAUAUAUAUAUAUCCUAAAUUCUAAAUUCCACCGCCGUAUCUAAGCAACAACCUUGGGGCUUUCUUUCCGUUUUUACGGCCACCUACAUAACAAUUGCAACCCAAUUAAUUUGGACAGUACGCGCGACACCGGAUUCAGUGUUUCUUUCCUAAUUCGCCGCCACCAACACCGCAAUCAUGGCCGACGAAGUCCGACAGACCCCCGUCCCCGUGCCUCACAUCUACGGCCAACCCACGACGGGUAGCGACGCCGCUGGUAACACCGGUGAAGCUCUCGGCCAGGCAGCACCCGCCCAGACCGUCGAGCAGCCCUCCACCGACGCUGCUGCCUCCGCGCCUGCUCCCACCACGGAGCAAGCUCCUUCCCCCCUCCCCACCAACAACACUGCCGGCGCCCCUCUAACCUCCAACGCGCCCAGCCCUCUAGGCCGCACCGGCACACCUCUCCGCACAACCGCCAACGGCCAAGAGAAAGACGGCGGUAACAACGCCAACUCAUCCUCGCGCGCCGCCUCGCAGCACCCGGAUCCCGGUUUCACCAUGCCGUCUGAAGCUCCUCCCCACGGCGCCCCCGUCCGGCAGUACCUAAACUCCAAGGUUACGGGUCCGCUUCUGGAUGGUAUGAAGAUCAUUGCUAAGGAGCAGCCUAAGGACCCCCUUCGCACUCUAGGCGAGUACCUGAUCCAGCGCUCUAAGGAUCUCGAGGCGUCUUCUUCCUCUUCGACUUAAAGGUGGCUAGCACGACGAUCGGCGAUGGAAGGUAGCAUCAAAACGGAGUUUCAGGCACAGGGCAGGGCAAAAAUUAACUAGGCAUCGCAAUUGCGCAGUCGCACGAAGGAUAGAGCUUUGAUUUUUCAUUUUUCGCUACGAUGAUACCACUGCUUUAGUUUAGAGGCAUUGCUCAAUUUACGAGGAACGAUAUACUGUUUCUAGGGCUAGGGAGUACGACAAAGUCUAGGACAAGGCAAUUCAUAAGGCAAUAUAAAAAAGUGCAAUAAAAGUGACUUUCAC